Molecule: messenger RNA, 2196 nt
Organism: Scaptodrosophila lebanonensis
Lineage: Eukaryota; Metazoa; Arthropoda; Insecta; Diptera; Drosophilidae
Product: carbohydrate sulfotransferase 11
Exons: 3
Coding region: 165-1493 (442 amino acids)
Biological process (GO): carbohydrate biosynthetic process
Cellular component (GO): membrane
Molecular function (GO): sulfotransferase activity
Source: RefSeq, a predicted model, not a curated record
AACGCCCGCCGCGCGUCACCGUUAGCCCAACUGGGGUGCGUGAACAUGUAGCUGUCGACUGGACGCUCCUUUAGUCGGCCAGAGACAAUAGAAGCGGGAGGAUUACAUAUUUAAAAACGACCAUAAAUCGCCAUAAGCGUGAAGGAUCCUCAAUCUGUGCUACCAUGCUCUUGCGUCUGCGCUAUGGACGACGCCUACAGACCUAUCUGAAGAUUGGCGCCUGCAUACUCGUCGGCCUCUGCUACUUUGCCUUUCUAUUUCGCGAGUCCUUGAACGCCUACGAGCAGAACAAGGAGCGUGUGGCCACCGCUGAGAAUGAGGCUGAGUCGGGCGAGUAUGGAGCACAAUCUAAGCAGCAAUUGAAGCUCAAGCGGCAACAAAUGCAGCGCCAGCGCUUGCUCAAGCAACAACAACAGCAGCAGAGCUCCAAGCUCAAAAAUGUCACCAAUGUCCUGGCAACAAUAGUCGCAACCCCACCCACCACACUUAACCCUGUCUACGAAUACUCGGAGGAGCUGCACACCUGCACGGAGCGCGUAUUGCAGCAACGUCGCGAUCAUCUGGCAGCUGUCUGCGAGCGCUACAAGCUCCAGGAACAAUACCCACCGAACCCAUGGGAGUUCUUCGUAUCGCCCGGCCACAAUCUGGUGUGGUGCAACGUCUUCAAAGCGGCCAGCAGCACCUGGAUGUACUACUUUAACAUACUUGCUGGCUACGAUCUGAAGUAUUUGCAACGCACAGAGACUCAGCCGUUGGAGUUGGCGCGCAAACGCUUUCCCCGCCCGGAGCUCCCCGAGUUGCUGGAAUUGCUGCCAAGUGCUCUAUCCUUCUUCUUUGUGCGCGAUCCCUUCGAGCGCAUCGUGAGCGCCUAUAGGAACAAGCUGGAGGGGAAUCGCAACUCCUUCUACAAGGCAUUGGGCACAAAGAUAGUGCAUAAGUAUCGCCGUCAUAGCCUGGGUGGACCCUGGCCUCGCUGUGGUCCCACCUUUGAAGAGUUUGUGCGCUUCCUCAUAGCCGAGCAUGCGGAGGGAAAGCGCUUUGAUGAGCACUGGGCGCCAGUGUACAGCUUCUGUACUCCCUGCAGCGUCAACUUCAGCAUCAUUGGCAAGGUGGAGACGUUUCAGCGCGACUCGGAGUUCAUUAUACGGCAGGCUGGUCUCGAGUCGCUGCUGCUGGGCAAGUUGCCGCAACGAAAGCUGCGCAAGAUUGGCAAUCAGGCGAGGAGUGGCGUCAAGACGGAGGCGCUCGUGGAGCGCUACUUCUCCGAACUGGAACGCUCAACAUUGGACCAAUUGCUCAAGAUAUAUCGCAUCGACUUCGAGCUGUUCGACUACGACUUCAGCAAGUACUACGACAUGGUGCAUCCAUGGAGCGUAGAUCUAAGUACAGCCCCAGUCCCAGCCACGGUGGCUGUGGCUGGCGUGAUUGCAGCUGCCUUGACGCCGACUGGUGCGGCUUCCAAUGCCAGCCAGGCUACAGUCGCGGCGGCAUAGAUCGAAGGUCGUACAGUUCGGGUAGUUGGUGUAGAAGUCGCUGUCGUCAAACAAUCUUUUCAUGUACCUUUUACGCUAUGGUCAGACAGGCAAACUAUUUGCAAUGAAGUGUGUGCUUCGACACACCCCUAUCUGAGGAAUUUGGGUGCAAAUUAUUUGUCCGUCAGACAGUAGUAUUACACACCCACACACACACACACACUCACACACACACAGAGAGAAACACUCAAAGGAUACCCAACCGAAGUUACCAAAUCUACCAAAGUUUAAGGCCAAAUCAACGUUUUCCAAAAACGCAAAACUCUCGACCUCUCUUAGAUAAUGCCAAAUAAGGAAGCAAAUGUACUCGUAUGUGUAUGUAGUUAGAAAGAUGCAUUUUGAUGGAUUUUUUUCAGCCUAGGAGAUGCCAAAACGGACGAUAUAUAGGCUCAAGGAACAUUUUACAGCAACCCCGCCCCUCGCGCACCCUUUUACGUGUGCCAGGGUGUGGGCGUGGCAUGUCUCGUGUAGUUAGUCUCUAAGUACAAUUUACAGUUACACUCUUAUACCACUCGAUUUACAUACACACGUACGAUAUAUACCCAUACUCAUACCUACUAUAUACAUAUACAUACAUAUAGGAAACGAUGAUAUUUACAGACCUCUAACCAAAUGAUAUUGCAGCUGCAAAGCAUCUUCAAAGCAUCGCUGCAAAAUUGUACAA